GACCCCUGGGCUCGCUCCCUUGGGCUCGAGACGCCCCUCCCCCGGGCCCGCCGCCGAUCCGACCAGGCGCCGCAUGGCCGCCGACGUCGAAGGCAUCCACGGCGAUGCGGCCCGCGGUGGCGAGCUGGGCGCGGGCGCGGCGGCCGGGGCGCAGCAGGGCGAGGACUGCGACCUGGGCGGCGGCUGCGGCGACGGCGGCGGGCCCGCCGAGUCCUGGGCCGACGUCUUCUGCCGGCCCGCCGCGGGGCCCCCUGAGGCAGUCGGCGGCGUCGCGGAGAGCCGUGACGUUGGCGCCGGCGGUGGCGCCGCGAGAGUGCACUUGGAGGCCGUCGGCGGCAUCGCCGUGGGCCCCGACACCCCUGUUGGCGGCGCGGCGGCGGGCGUGGAGGCCGAAACGCAGGCUGGCGGCGGCGAGGCGGAGGGCGGCCUCCUGGCGGACCUCUGCGCCGAGGAUGCGGCCCGCGUGGCGGACUUCCUGCACGCCCUCCGGGGCGCCGGCGGCGCGGCGGACGCCUCGACCGUGGAGGCCCUGCUGCGGCUACUGAGGUCAUUGCGGGCGCCCCACGCCCCGCGGGCGCUCCUGGACGCCCUGCGGCGGGAGCAGCCCGCCCUCUUCGAGCGGCUGCACGCGAGCAUGCGCCGCACCGUGCAGCGCACCGCCGCGCCGGCGCCGGGCAGCGGCGCCGCCACCGAGGCCUCGGAAACGAGGGGCCGCGCCGCCAUGGCGGACACCCCGCUGCUGCCCACGGGCCCUGGCUGCUGAGCCGCUGAGGCUGCGCGGCCGAGCCGCUCCGCGCGGGGAGGCACGCGCGCCGCGGCCCUGUGGCCCUCCGCGGGGCCGAGCGUCGGACGCACCCAAAAAGCCCCUUGGCCCUCCUCGGCCCUCCUCGGCCCUCCUCCCCUGAGC
Molecule: messenger RNA, 907 nt
Organism: Prorocentrum cordatum
Lineage: Eukaryota; Dinophyceae; Prorocentrales; Prorocentraceae
Source: the annotation of a GenBank genome assembly